CGCGCGCCUGCCCAGAGAGGAAGCGGAAAUGCGUGUCGGUAUUAAAGGCAUCGUCCCGCCCCCUAUGUGCCUCUUUCCGUCUACUGCUACAGCAACGAGAGGAGCUGUCGCCAUGUCCGCGCAUCUACAAUGGAUGGUCGUGCGCAACUGCUCCAGCUUCCUGAUCAAAAGGAACAAGCAGACAUACAGCACUGAGCCCAAUAAUCUGAAGGCCCGCAACUCUUUCCGCUACAAUGGGCUGAUUCACCGCAAGACGGUGGGCGUGGAGCCAGCGGCCGACGGCAAAGGUGUGGUGGUCGUCAUGAAGCGGAGAUCCGGCCAGCGAAAGCCAGCCACCUCCUACGUGCGGACCACCAUCAACAAGAACGUCCGAGCCACCCUCAGCAGCAUCCGGCACAUGAUCCGCAAGAAUAAGUACCGCCCGGACUUGCGCAUGGCUGCCAUCCGCAGAGCCAGCGCCAUCCUGCGCAGCCAGAAGCCCGUGACGCUGAAGAGGAAGAGGGCUCGCCCCACCAAGAGCUCCUGAGCACCUCCCCCCCAAAACAAUAAAGUAUAAAGCAUCAGCCAACUUUCUCCAA
Messenger RNA from Hipposideros armiger (great roundleaf bat), 578 nucleotides. It is a transcript of the gene RPL28, whose product is annotated as ribosomal protein L28. The record is from RefSeq and is a predicted model, not a curated record. NCBI's taxonomy places the organism in Eukaryota, Metazoa, Chordata, Mammalia, Chiroptera, Hipposideridae. Gene Ontology annotation, cellular component: ribosome. Gene Ontology annotation, molecular function: structural constituent of ribosome. Bases 29 to 526 code for a protein of 165 amino acids. The transcript has 4 exons. Gene Ontology annotation, biological process: translation.